Messenger RNA from Trametes versicolor FP-101664 SS1, 165 nucleotides. RefSeq lists its product as uncharacterized. NCBI's taxonomy places the organism in Eukaryota, Fungi, Basidiomycota, Agaricomycetes, Polyporales, Polyporaceae. The annotation marks the transcript as partial. The record is from RefSeq and is a predicted model, not a curated record. The transcript has a single exon.
CUAGAACCAUUGUUUCCACUGGUUGCAUUAAAUCAUGAGCAGAUCAAAAAAUCCACCACAGCUGGAUAUUUGUUGGCAGACAAGAACAAGUUUGGUGAAAUAGCCAACCGGCUUCUGAACAUCAAAGACUCCACCCUGGCAGACAUUAUUCAACGGCUAAGCACA